AUGCAGAAGCCAACCAAUUUUAUAACUUCAAGAUUAUCAAAUAAUCUUUAUAGAUUGUUUAAACAACUGAAGUUAAUAUAUCAAGAAAUGUCUACUAAAGUUAUUAAAGACAUAUUAAAUGAAAGAUCAUCAACUGAAUUUAGUAAAGAUUUAUUAAUUAACACAGCAUUCAUAUUAUGUUGUAUGAUUUUCACUACUAGUCUUAAUUAUAUUCCAAGACCUGAUCAUAUUUAUUAUAAAUUUUUAUAUCGAUUUGAUUCAUAUUUCUUUGAAUUUAAUAAAUCUAUAAUUGGUCCAAUUACAGGUAUUUUGUUAUUAUUAUUAGGUUCAUUAUUAUUAUAUGGGAAAUAUUUUAGACACUCGUUUGUUAUAUUUGCUGGUAAUGCUUCAUUUAUGGAUGAAGAAGAAACUGAUGAUGGGUAUUCUUCAUUCACGUUAAAACCUUUACAAAUAAUACCUGAUAGUCAUCAUCAUCAUCUAAAGAUAGAACCACGACAUUCUUUAUCAUCAACUUCAAUAUCAACUGAUACUUCAUUAGAAUCUCCUCCAAGUGAACCAGAAUUAUUAGAAAAUGGAGGAUUAUUUGAUUUUACUCAUUUUAAUGAUUCAUCAACUUCAGAAUUUAUCGAAAAGAAAACUUCAUCAUCUUCAAGUAAAGUUUCAUAUAUUUGGAAUUUAUCACCAAUAUUAUUAUUAGCUACUUCGUGGUUUAUUCUUAAUGCAUUAUAUUCAACCAAAACUCCAAUCUAUAAAGCAAAAAAUAUUGUUGCUUGGAUUUUCCAUGUCCCAGUACAUUUCAUAGUUCCACCAUUUAUAGGAACUUGGUUAUAUUUAUUCCACCCUCCAGGAGCACUUAAAUUAUUUAUAUUCAGUUUAGGUCUACAAAACUUAGUAAUGGUAAUCACCUAUUUAAUAUUCCCUAAUGCCCCACCAUUAUUUAUAAAAUUAUACGGAGAAAAUAAAGAACCUACAUUUGAUAUGAUCUAUACCGAUGGAAUAACCAGUGAAGAUAUGAAAUUCAGUAUCCUACUACAAAAAGCAGUCUAUUAUGCUACUCCCAAUAAAUUCGCAUCAUUCCCAUCAAUGCAUAGUGCUUUCGCAUGUCUAAUAUUCUUUUUUGUAUGUUAUUAUUCAAAAUGGUCGCUGUUUAAAUUAUUAGGAUUGAUUAAUAUCCUAGGACAAUGGUGGACUGAUUUAUAUCUUGAUCAUCAUUGGAGAAUCGAUAGUUUGGCGGGAUUGGUGUAUGCUAUAACUACUUGGGUAAUAUUAAUGAAAUGGAAAAAAUAUGGGUUGACUCAAAUUGAUGAAAAAUUUCUGCGAGCUAAAGAAAAUAUGAAUUUUAAGAAUGGGAGUACUAUGGGAAUGAGAUUGUUUAGAAAUACCAGGUUUCAAAAGUACUUUGAUCCUUUGGCGUAA
Molecule: messenger RNA, 1416 nt
Organism: Hemisphaericaspora subhashii
Lineage: Eukaryota; Fungi; Ascomycota; Pichiomycetes; Serinales; Debaryomycetaceae
Product: phosphatase PAP2 family protein
Exons: 1
Coding region: 1-1416 (471 amino acids)
Biological process (GO): inositol phosphoceramide metabolic process; sphingolipid biosynthetic process
Cellular component (GO): inositol phosphoceramide synthase complex
Molecular function (GO): inositol phosphoceramide synthase activity
Source: RefSeq, a predicted model, not a curated record